AUGUCACGCAACAACAGCUUCUCAACUAUGCAGCGCAACGACAGCUUCGAUCUCACCUUGGCUCAUCAUGACCAUGUGGUCUGUGUUGUCGGAGUUGGCUAUGUCGGCGAACAUUUGCUCAGGUCCUUUGGUACUUGCUACCAGUCCAUUGGUUUCGACAUUUCUGUCCAACGCCUUGCACAAUUGCAACCUGUCUUUGGCCACAUGCCCAAUGUCACUCUCACCAACGACGAGUCCUACUUGGACAGAGCUACUGCCUAUCUCAUCUCAGUCCCUACCCUUCUCAAGGCCGACAACACUGUCGACUUGAGCCAUCUCAUCAGCGCCUUGGCCAUGGUCUUGAAGCACGUUCAACCUGGCAACACUAUCGUUAUUGAGAGCAGUGUGCAAGUCGGCACCACUCGUCAAAUUCUUGGCCCCUACCAAAACAUCCUCCACUGCGGCAUGUCUCCUGAACGUGUCGAUCCCGGUCGCACCUUCCCCACUGCCCAGCAGAUUCCCAAGAUCAUCUCAGCACUCACUCCUGCCUCGAACUCCAUCAUCCACAAGUUGUACGCUCGUGUCUUCGAACAAGUGGUACCUGUCAGCAAGCCCGAAGUGGCUGAAAUGACCAAGCUGUUCGAGAACUGCUACCGCAUGGUUAACAUCGCCUACGUCAACGAGAUGUCUGACGCAGCACGCGCUCACGGCAUCGACCCCAAUGAGAUGAUUGACGCAGCCGCAACGAAACCCUACGGCUACCAGGCUUUCCGUCCUGGUCUCGGUGUUGGUGGUCACUGCAUCCCUGUCAACCCUUUCUACCUCUUCUCCAACAACCCCAACUUGCCUGUACUCAAGCGUGCUACCAAGCUGAUGCGCAACCGCCCCGCCGCUUUGGCCAAGAAGCUUCACCGUCGCUGCGCCGCUCGUGCUGCUUGCCCUACUGGCCCUCGCAUCCUCGUCGUCGGCAUCGGCUUCAAGCCUGGCCAGAGUGUUCUCAGCUACUCUCCUGGUCUUGCAUUCGCAACUGAGCUGCAACGUCUCGGUUGCUCUCGCCUCGUCUUCCAUGACCCUCUUGUCGAGCAAGCUCAGGUACCAUGGCUCGAGAAGCUUGACCACGCCGGCUUCCACCCUGGUCGUCUGGAUCUCGAGUUCGAUGCCGUCGCUGUCUGCACGAGACAACAUGGAGUCGACUUCACCGUCCUUGACAAGCUGCGCCACUGCAGAGUCAAGACCUUCGACACUGCAUAG
Messenger RNA from Aureobasidium subglaciale EXF-2481, 1230 nucleotides. RefSeq lists its product as uncharacterized. The transcript is spliced from 2 exons. Lineage: Eukaryota; Fungi; Ascomycota; Dothideomycetes; Dothideales; Saccotheciaceae. Gene Ontology annotation, biological process: polysaccharide biosynthetic process. Gene Ontology annotation, molecular function: oxidoreductase activity, acting on the CH-CH group of donors, NAD or NADP as acceptor; NAD binding; oxidoreductase activity, acting on the CH-OH group of donors, NAD or NADP as acceptor. The coding region runs from base 1 to 1230 and encodes 409 amino acids. The record is from RefSeq and is a predicted model, not a curated record.